This is a messenger RNA of Notothenia coriiceps (black rockcod), 1759 nucleotides long. Its product is annotated as zinc finger protein 502-like. Gene Ontology annotation, molecular function: RNA polymerase II cis-regulatory region sequence-specific DNA binding; DNA-binding transcription factor activity, RNA polymerase II-specific. Bases 107 to 1138 code for a protein of 343 amino acids. Lineage: Eukaryota; Metazoa; Chordata; Actinopteri; Perciformes; Nototheniidae. Gene Ontology annotation, cellular component: transcription regulator complex; PcG protein complex; chromatin. Gene Ontology annotation, biological process: regulation of transcription by RNA polymerase II. The transcript has 2 exons. The record is from RefSeq and is a predicted model, not a curated record.
UGGAAGUAAACAAUGCCAGGUCUAGAAGCUUCAACUAUAAUAACGUGUUUUUGUAAGACAAGAAGUCGUAGUGCACAUACAUAUAACAUAUUUUAUUAAGUUGAACAUGUCUUCAGUGGAGUAUUUGAGAGAGUUUGUAAACGAGCGUCUGAGUGCUGCUGCUGGAGAAAUAUUCGGAGUUUUUGAAAAAGCAAUCGCGAAGUUCGAGGAAGAGAUAGCUCGACAGCGCAAACUGUUGGAUAUCGUUAGGCAACAUGAAAUACAAUUAUUCACGAAAGAGCUCCCUCAGCAACAUGUCUGUAAUGAGGAUGAGGUUCUCACUGACCAGCAGCUCUGUAGUCAGGAAAGGAACUCCAGUCUGGACCAAGAGGACCCAGAGCCUCUACAGAUUAAAGAGGAACAGGAGGAACUUUGCACCCGUCAGGAGGAAGAGCAGCUUGAACUAAAGCAGGAGACAGAUGUCUUCGUGGUGACUCUUACUGAUGAGGAAAGUGUGCAUAGCGGUCAGACUUGUGCAAAAGAGUCUGUAGGCAACAUGCCAGUUAUAAGCGUUGUGGUAUCAGAAGCACAAAGUAAUCUGCAGCUCAUCUCUCACAAUUCUAAUGACGCAGGGUUAACAAGAACUGCGGAUCCAGAAAUAGACAAAAUACAUCACAAAACCAAAAUGAACAAAGUAAACAACGCUAACUUGUCAGACAUGCAACGUAAUACUUGCACGGUGAAGAAUUUCAAAUGUGAAAUUUGUGGGAAAGAUUUUAAGUACAUGUCAAAAUUGCGAAGACACAUGACCACCCACACGGAUGAGAAGCCAUAUUCUUGCCAAACAUGUGGAAAAGGUUUCAGAGAAAGUAGCAACUUGAUGCAACACAUGCGAGUCCACACCGAUGAAAAGAAAUUUACUUGCAAAACAUGUGAACACAAAUUCAGAUAUAACUGUAACUUUAAGAGGCACAUGAGAAUCCACACAGGUGAGAAACCGUAUGUUUGCAUGACCUGCGGGAAAUGCUUCACUGACAUGUCAUCAUUAAAAAGGCAUAUGAGAGUCCACACAGGUGAAAAAACGUUUACUUGUAAAUCAUGUGGCAUCAAUUUCAGACGUAACGAUGAAUUAUUGAUCCACAUGAGAAGGAUUCACUGACUAGAAAAUGUAACUUUGAAUUGAAAAGGUACAUGGUUUACAUCAACAAGUAGAUUUCCAUAUGUACCCACGCAAGUGACGAGGCACAUAAAUGCAGCACUUUUUCAUCUGGAUGAAUGUUCACCAGGCAGCUACCUCUGGGACUGAGCAAUUCAACAUAUGCUAACAUGUUUAAUACUGCCAUUAACUUGCAAAGACAACUUUUAUGAUUGCGAUAUGUCAUUGUGUUGUAUUUUGCAGUGGCAUUCAAUUAUUUUUUUGGUUGCUAUUUUGGUUUUGAGGUGACAUUUGCUGAAGUUGGAAAUAAUAAUCGACAUGGUGCUUAAGGCAGUAAUAAUGAAUAGUAAUGAUGCACUUAAUGCUGUGUGAUCUAAUGUAUGUAUCUAACUAUAAAGCUUUGUUUGGUCAUCCUGUAAAAAUACCAGAUUCACCCUAAACGCUAAAGAUAUAAGCAAAUGAGGGUCAUCCAGUCUGCUGGACAUAAUAAGUAAGUGGAAGUAAGUUGUUAGUAGGUGUUUAAAUGCUGGCCACAUGGGCUUGAGCUUAAGUUAUUAUAUUAUUUAAAUACGUUGAUUAGUUUGGUCACCGGAGUUGCCUCAUAUUAAACUUUGGUAGAGCCGG